UAGGUACACAUCACAACACUGAACACAGUCGCCGCCGCGACGCCACGAGAUAUAUGAGAGACGUAUACUUCGGAAAAAUCAAGAUUCUCAUCAUCUCAAGCUUCGAUUCAACUCGUCGUCCUUCGCGGCUCUAUACUUACGUCUUACGUGACCACUGAUCGCGCAUUCCAGACUUUCGUCGCAAAGAGCCUACACAACGUCGCGCCGACAUUUCCCAAAGGACAUAAGUAGAUAGAUUGACUUAUCAAAAGUAUUGAAAAAAUCUACGAAAAUGAGCAGUGCGAAACAUCUGACGGUCGGCUCGAAGGCUCCGCCCGUAGAGAACGGAAAACUCCGGCUCUACAGCAUGAGGUUCUGCCCUUACGCGCAGCGCAUCCACCUCGUCCUCGACGCCAAGAAAAUACCUUACGACGUAGUCUAUGUUAAUCUAAGUCAGAAGCCAGAGUGGCUGGUGGAGAAGAGCCCACUGGGCAAGGUACCAUGUCUGGAACUGGAAAAUGGAGACACGCUUUACGAGAGCCUAGUCAUAGCCGAGUACUUGGAUGAAGCGUAUCCUGAGCAUCACUUGUUUCCCACGGAUCCAUUAGCAAAAGCAAAAGACAAGUUGCUUAUUGAAAGAUUCAAUGAUGUCAUUACCUCUAUGUACAAACUAUAUUCAGGAAAAACUGUUGACAAAGACUUAUUUAACGAAGCACUCCUAGGAUUAGAGAUCUUUGAUAGAGAAUUAGCUAAGAGAGCAACACCCUUCUUUGGAGGUAAUCAACCUGGCAUGCUAGAUUUAAUGAUCUGGCCAUGGUGCGAGAGGGCAGAUAUUAUAAGAAUCCUCAGAGGGGAACAGUUUGUCAUUCCACGUGAGAGAUUCCUUAGAUUGCUGGAGUGGAAGCUAGCCAUGAAAGAAGACCCAGCUGUGAAGGGCAGUUUUUUGGAUGCUGAGACACAUGCGAAAUACAUGAAGAGUCGUCAAGCUGGUGCUCCACAAUAUGAUCUACUAGUAUAAUAAUCGAAGCAUUGGUUGUAAUAAUUAUACCAGAGCAUUUAACUCAAGUCUACUCAAGCACACCACUGUUGCACAAACAUUUUUAUAACAUAUAUAUGUAAGUAAGAACUGUUGCCACACAACUGUCAGAUAUUGUUUAACAAUAUCGUAAAUUUUAUGUUCUAUGUUCACAAAUAAAUGUUCCAAAGUUUAUAAUUCUAUUUAAAAAAAAUGUACUAACAAUAAUUUCUUAUAAUUACGUGUAUCCAGUUUAAUUGACAUAAAACAUUGAGUAUAAUCCAUAAAGUAGGUAUAUAACAAAUAUAACACAAGCAGCAAUCAUGAAAGUUUUCGUAUUGUCUUUUUGCAAUUUCGCGAGUUUGUCUUCAUUCUUUUUGAGCAAAUCUUUUGCAUUUGAUAGUUCUGACUCUAAUGAUUCUCUAUUAUCAAGAGUAAUCUGUUGUGCAAGUUUCUUUUCUAUAACACUUAUACGAUGGUAAGUAUGUUGCAUUGCAUCUUGGAUUUUCUGCAACUAUAAGAUACCUUAGAUGUAUAAAAUCAUAGAAUGACGUUAUUCAAAAAAGUUAAUUAAAUCAAUUACUACCUCAGUCAUAACUGAUUUUUUUUUCGAAGACAUUUUAUUUAGAAAUUCGAAAUACUCCACGCAAAAGUAAAUAAAUUGCACUGUAAACUCUUAUUAACAGGUAUCACCGGGGCGCCAUUUUGAAUGUCAGAAUACCGGACACGCCACGUGAGAAUUCUGGUUCAGUGGUUUUUAGAACACAUAAGAUUUUGACAUCGCUAAUAAUUUAAAUUCUGAAAUGAUAAAAUUAAUGCUGUUUUUUUAUUGUAUUCUAUCAGAAAAGGUUUCUGUAUUUUAUCAGAGAAAACAAUUAUAUAAUUACAAAAAUGUUUAAUUUAUAUUGCGUCAUAUUUUACAAAGAACAAAUAGCUAUGGGUAUUUAUUCGUCAUCAAAGUAUUCGCCUUAAAACGAUAUUUGUAUUAUUUCUAGUUCUAUAAUUAAGGAUUGUUCACAUUCUCUCUUCACAUGUAUAUAAAGUUAAAUCUGCACAAUGCUUGUGGCAGCGACGAAAUUAUUGGUCCAUAUCCUUGAGAGUUGU
Molecule: messenger RNA, 2098 nt
Organism: Nasonia vitripennis (jewel wasp)
Lineage: Eukaryota; Metazoa; Arthropoda; Insecta; Hymenoptera; Pteromalidae
Gene: GstO1
Product: glutathione S-transferase O1
Exons: 6
Coding region: 272-997 (241 amino acids)
Biological process (GO): glutathione metabolic process
Cellular component (GO): cytoplasm
Molecular function (GO): glutathione dehydrogenase (ascorbate) activity; glutathione transferase activity
Source: RefSeq, a predicted model, not a curated record